Messenger RNA from Vitrella brassicaformis, 2580 nucleotides. The record is from the annotation of a GenBank genome assembly. Lineage: Eukaryota; Vitrellaceae.
UGUGUGUGUGGUGUGCAUACUCAGUGAGAGAGACACGGGGGGGCGGGGCGACGGCUAAAUGAACGUCAUCGACUGGCGAGUGAUGCGCUAGUCCGUCAGAAACGAUAUGGCCGCAUAUGAAAUGAAUGGCACACGGCCUCUGGCUGACACACAAUCGACUACAUCGGGUCUAAGCCUAAAGGCGAACACUCCACACACAAACCGCUCCCUAUUUACCAUUCUACAAAACAACUAAAUGGCCUAAUGCACCCCUCCCUCCUUCUAGACGGAGCCUGUGGCUUUGUGAGGGCGAUGAUGCGAUCCUUGUGUUCAUCAGAGCUGCGAAAGCCAAUGAUAGUCCGCUACUUUGAUGAGGGAGCCAAUGCAUAUUAUGUCCCAGCUCGACAGAAAAGGUAUCGCAAGUCACAAUGCACUUGCAAGAACUACAGGGCCUCGACAAAUGGCGACAAAAAGCCUGCACUAACAGGUGCACUCGUCGCCUCACGAACUCAGUAAUCUCGGAUGGUCCUUGUCAGGUCGUUACGCGUUCGUCCUCAGUAGGCCGGUCCUCUGUUUCUUCUGUUUCGGCCGCUGUUUGGCAAUCCAGAAGGCAUUCCGUCUCCGAAUCUCAGAGAAAGGCACGAGGGUCUGCGACAGGAGGGUCUGAGACAGGGAACACGGGCGGGAUGAAGCAUUCACGACUGUCGUUUGCUCGAGCAUGAACGGCGUCCGUACUUGCAGUGGCGGGUCGACGGGCAGGGCCAGUGAUGAUAGCACGCCCCUGCCCAGCUGCUCAAGACCAUACAUAAACCCGUUCAGCAGUCCAGGAGGCGGCAACAGCAGCAGGUCCAGAAGAGCCUGCGCACGACAGAAGCCCACUCACUAUAGACGAAAUGGCUCGAGCGCCUCCUUCCUACCCGUCCUUCUUUUGUUUGCCGUUCUGAGUAGAGCUCUGCAGCCUUCCGCAGAUUACCGUCGCACUGACUGACCGCCUGGUCAAAUGCAGCGGCGUCGCUGAAUGCACUAUUUGCACCUAUUGCAAAAAAGGCACAUAGAUUCUGUGGCCCUGUCGCCCCGAUACCCUUCCUGCACGCAUCACCUUGGCCCAACCGCCCGCCAGUGGAGUGUGCGGCAUCACCCAUGAUAAUCACCCGACCCUCCCCGUUGUCCCAGUACGAAUCGCACCUCACGAUCCCUGAAAUGAGCCGCUCCUGGUUGAGGAAUUGCUCACAGGCCGAUAAAGGCGCUUUCCCGAACUGUGGAAAAGCGUCAGCGAUUAUUCGCUGCACUUCUUGUGGUGAUGUUGCAUUGGCGAGGGCAGGUGGCCGUUCUUCGCUCCAACUGACCAGUGUGCUGCAAGCACACAAGUACAGUACAGUGCAGAAGAUGCAGGAGCAAACUUCGUGAAAGGUAAAGCUUACCAGCAUGUGUUGUGAGGGCCUGGAAUAAUGAACAAGCCGAAUCCGGCGCUGAAAGAAGCCAUGGCGUGGAUGGCACUCGGUUCGAGAGCUGCAGGCAAUUGUGACGCGAAUCAAAGUAUAUCAAGAGAACACUGUAUACUCUGGUUGUGUCGGCUGUUUAAACCUGCUGGCCAUGGCACGUGCAUCACUCUUCCCUCCCCACCUGCAUUCCAGAGACACAAACAAUAUAUGCACGUGCAACAGAUGGCUCUACCCCAUACCCAGUAUCUCGACAUCUUCCUUCAUAUGCUGUGGCCAGGCCUCCACCAGCGACGCACGCACAGCGCUUCGGACUCCAUCGCACCCUGUGAGACACGACAUCCACACGGAUGCUGCUGUUAGCUGGCUCACGAGCGACAGCACGAUUGCCACCCGCGAGGAAGUCAUACGGGACCGUCGAGUGUUCCUCCCCGUCUGAACCGCGUAGUAUCACCCUCCGGUUGGCCAAAUCGACCUUGUCGAUUCUCUUGGCAAACAUCAACUUAAGGCGUCCAUCGGCCACGAAUUUCUGCAGUGUAUCGAGGAGAGCACUGCAGAGUAAUCCCCUGCUAAUAAGCAAGGAUGGGGGUGCGCCGCUGCGCUUCUGCCGAAUGUUGAGCUUGAUCCUCGUGCCGAGAUGGACGAAGAACCGAUCGGACUCGACUCCUUGGUCCUUAAUUGCGUCCCAAACUGAUCCAUUAUUGGGUCCACUUAGCGUCGUACGAGCCCUAAUGUUCAGACCCAAGGAGUACUGCCUGGGACCUGAAAAGAGAUGACAGGCACCUUUCACAUGAGUAGCUGCUGCGCUGCCACAUACCGAGGGGCUCUCCUCGUGGAUCGCCCCGGCUCUCGAUGACCUAAACAUGACAAUCAGAAGGUACACGUAUAAAGCCAUCGGGAACAUACCGUGAUGUUGAAUCCUCUUCGAACAAGAAAAUGAGCUAGCGCUAAUCCGCAUGGGCCACCUCCCGCAAUGACGAUUCUGAAGAAGAAUAACGUCAAAUCGAAUCGAUUGUGUGCGUCAUAUAUAUUGUCAUUCUGACCGGCUGCGUAGUGAUGAUGACGCGGGGGAGGGAGAGGUACUGAAGGCACGGACGUCGGCGUGAUAAAUAGUCAAUGACGUGAGGAUGACAAACGGGACGACAAGGGAAGAUUCUAACAU